AUGGAGGGCCUUUUCACUCUGCUCGCCCUGGGCAUUGUGAUGGCCGUGACGUCCUUCGUCGUCGGCUCUCUCCCUCUUGCCUUCACCCUUUCCCCGUCUCAGCUGCGCCUCAUCUCCUCCAUUGGGAUGGGUGUGUUGGUGGGGACAUCCUUGAUCGUCAUCAUCCCCGAGGGCGUCGAGACGCUUUACAACGCACGCUCCGUCAGCCAGAAGUCCAUCAGCACUCGCUCAGCCCCCGUCCAAUGGAUGCACCGGGCCAUCCCGCAUGUCGCAGAUACACCCGCCGUGAACGGGCGACAAUUGAUCCCAGGUUUCUCCCUGGAUGACCACAUCGAGCAGCCGGCCGUUAUCGUCGGUGAACCUCAAAUACACGCGCGGGCAGAUGAGUCGAGCGAAAAGUCUACGACAGAGACAUCGAGCGACCACCACGAGGACGAGAGCUCGCCUCAUGCCUGGAUCGGCAUCGCCCUCAUCAGCGGCUUCAUUCUGAUGUACUUGAUCGAUAAACUUCCCGAGUUCGCAUCGCCAACCAAAACCGAGCGACCGCGGUACCAUAUUUCGCUGGAUAACCUGGGCUCGGGACUGCGGCGAAACUCGUCUCCUUCUCGCGACGGAGGAGGUCUGCUGGACCAAGGCUCCUCGAGCUCCAGGCGCGGCCACAGCUUUGCAACGACUACCGGCCUGGUGAUCCAUGCCGCUGCGGAUGGGAUUGCGCUGGGCGCAUCUACCUCCGACACCGGCCUGAGCUUCAUCAUCUUCUUGGCGAUCAUGGUGCACAAGGCUCCGGCGUCUUUUGGAUUGACGUCGAUCCUGCUCAAACAAGGGCUGUCGAGUCGGACUGCGCGAGCGCAUUUGUUGGUCUUCAGUCUGGCGGCUCCUAUUGGCGCUCUGGCGACCUUUCUUUUUGUGCAGGCCGUGGGCUCCUCCAGCGGCGACGAGGCUGGCUCUCAGUGGCGGACUGGAAUGCUCCUGCUGUUUUCUGGUGGCACCUUUUUAUAUGUGGCGAUGCACACGAUGCAGGAGAAUGGGCCCGGCUCCCAGCCGCGCGAGUUACCUGUCAACGGAUAUGGCGACACCCGCGAUGCCCAGCAUGGGUCGGACAAGUCCAUGCGAGACCUGAUCGGCUCCGUGCUGGGCAUGAUCCUGCCGCUGUUCCUGCAGAUCGGACAUGCCCAUUAA
Messenger RNA from Penicillium lagena, 1179 nucleotides. Its product is annotated as Mn(2+) transporter ATX2. Gene Ontology annotation, biological process: zinc ion transport; transmembrane transport. The coding region runs from base 1 to 1179 and encodes 392 amino acids. NCBI's taxonomy places the organism in Eukaryota, Fungi, Ascomycota, Eurotiomycetes, Eurotiales, Aspergillaceae. The record is from RefSeq and is a predicted model, not a curated record. Gene Ontology annotation, cellular component: membrane. The transcript is spliced from 3 exons. Gene Ontology annotation, molecular function: metal ion transmembrane transporter activity.